Molecule: messenger RNA, 1041 nt
Organism: Salvia splendens (bonfire salvia)
Lineage: Eukaryota; Viridiplantae; Streptophyta; Magnoliopsida; Lamiales; Lamiaceae
Product: methyl-CpG-binding domain-containing protein 10-like
Exons: 3
Coding region: 77-820 (247 amino acids)
Molecular function (GO): DNA binding
Source: RefSeq, a predicted model, not a curated record
UCAAAUUUUUUGCCCCAAUUUUGCCGAAUUUUAUUUUCUCUGAUUUUCCUGUGCUGAACCAAACGGCGUAGGAGAAAUGGCGAGUGAAGAAGCUGGUCACCACGACGACGUCGUUCCUGUUGACCUCCCCGCUCCCGCCGGCUGGUCAAAGAAGUUUACUCCAAAGAAAAGCAGCAUCCCUCAAAGGAAUGACGUUGUUUUCGUAUCUCCGACUGGAGAGGAGAUCAAGAGUAAGAGACAGCUGGAGCAGUACCUCAAGUCUCAUCCUGGAGGGCCUUCUGCCUCUGAAUUCGACUGGAGUAAAGGUGAUACUCCUAGGCGUUCUGCGAGAUUGAGUGAGAAAUCUAAGGAAGUUGCUGCCACCCCUACAAGUCAAUCACCCAAGAAAAAGCAAAAGAGAUCCGCCACAAAGGCGGCGGCCGUGGAGAAGAGCAAUGCUGACGCAGAAGAGGAAGAAGCCACUGGUGAGAAAGAUGCUACAGCUGAAGAAACUAAAGACCCUCUAGAGGAAGACCUUAUUGCAGGAAGCGAAGAUGCACAGAAGAAACCAGACACGGAGGAAUCUCCAGCCGGUGUUGAGGAUCCCAACAACGCCUCUACCGUCGUGCAGGAGCCAAAGGCAGACGAAUCUAAGGAGGCGCCUGAUGCUAAGAACAACGGAGCUGAAGACGCAGCAAGCGGUGGAAAGGACACUCUGGAUACAGCGCCAGGCGCUGAAGAGGCAAAGGUGGAUACGGAGGUGGGUCUUUCGGAUACGAAGGAGAAAGAAGUAGACGAGAAGGAGGAGGCGGUGUUGAAAGAGGCCGCAACAGGUAGUUGAGGCAUGGGGUUGAAAUACUUUUUUUGGGGUUUAGGGGUGUGGUGUUGAUUCUGUGCCUGAGCUAGAGAUGCUAACCGGUGUAGAUCUGCUCUAGGAAAUAACUCUUAGGAAUUCUUGUACCAAAUGACUAUUAUGAAUGCUUUUGUAACAUCAUCUCCAUAUUCCUUUGGAUGAUGGUCUGUGUGGGUAUUAAUGGUUAUGAGAUUCUUAAUUCAGGUUCA